Messenger RNA from Hymenoscyphus albidus, 612 nucleotides. The record is from the annotation of a GenBank genome assembly. Lineage: Eukaryota; Fungi; Ascomycota; Leotiomycetes; Helotiales; Helotiaceae.
AUGGCUCCCAGCCAAAACAACAAGAAGUCCCGAAAGGGCAAGGGUGCUGGUGCUUCGUCUGCUGCGUCCGCCGCUGCUGCUGCCGCCGCCGCUACUGAGAAGAAGAAGGAGAAGAAUGCGCAGUAAGUAAUGCACCCCUUCAUUUCUUGAAUUAUCUAACCAUCACAGCCGCCAAGCCACUCGCAAUCCCCGCUCCGACAACCGUGAUGCCUUUCGGUAUCGCGCCAAGAAGAAGUUCUUUGCCCACAACCAGAAGUUACUCGGAAAUUGGUCGGCCGAGAACCUCAAAGCCCUCGAGGUUCUCGUAAAGAAGGAGGCAACCGAGAAGUAGUAAGUAUCUUUUAUGUCUUGCCUUCAAUUUCAAAUGCUAAUUACAUUGCUUCAAGCGCCCCCUACCCCCUCAAGGGGAAGGCAAAGGCUUUUGCGGAGGCUGCCGAGAAGGCAAAGGAGGUUGACGAGGACGAGGAUGAGGACGAGGAUGAGGAUGAUGAGAUGGAGGACGAGGGUGAUGAUGAUGCUGACCAUCACCUCGAGGAUCCCUCCGAGGACGAGGACGAGGGCCGGCGCCCAGCUGGUAACCAGUCUGGUGUGACCGCAGUUUUGGUGUCCUGA